AUGAGCAACGAGUCGGCAGAGAUGCUUGCUUCGCAGCUCCUCACGGAGCAUCUUGGGUUUCAGCCUAUAUCUGUGAUUGAUGACAUUAUCAAUAUGAUCAACGAAAUUAUGUAUCGAUGUACAGAGCAGUUGGAGCUGGCUUUGAUCCAAAAAAAAUUCGAUAAAGAGGAGGAGGAAAAACAGCAGCAAGAGCGCGUCCUGCAGUCACGGAACGAUGAUGAUGAUGUGAUAGUCAACGAGGAAGAAAUGCGAGAACAAAUAACGACGGGAUUCAGCUACACCGUGGAAGAAAUACAGAAGGGAACUGCCACUCUAGAAUCUUUGAUGGAGCAUGUGAUCAACAAGAAUUCUGACAAAUUUGAGGUGUACGCGAUGAGAAAUAUACUGAAUAUACCGGAGGACCUUGUUGCUGGGGGGUUUGUGCGCUUGAAACACCAUCGUGGGAUGGAAAUACGCGAAAAUAUAUCCGAGGAAGCACAAAAAUUGGAUUCUGAGUACGAGCGGCUUGUGCGCGAGCUGGAAACUGAAAUUGUCGUCAAUCGGGUUUUGAACCAAAUGCUGAAUAAGAUCAGUCGCUUGCUGGACUACUCGAAGAAGCUCAAAGCAGAGCUAUCUUUUCUUGACCUGAAAUCUGAGGAGGCUUUGAACGGCGAAACCGGAGCCAUCCUCGAGAAAUUAGACCCUCUCAAGGAAACCUACAAGUUUCUGAUUAACGAAGUGAAGUACGUGUAUGACAAAGUGGAGUCCAUGAAGGAAGUACUGAACGAUCCAAAAAUAGCGGCAUUUGAUCACACUGAGGAAGAUAGGUACUUGAAUGGACGCAUCAAGGGAAUCCUCGAAGAGUUGGGCUUUGCCAAAGCCGAGAAGGGUUCUGACUCCAGUUCUCAAGUGCAGCUGGAUCUUGUGCAAAAACUGAACAGUAUCUUGGAUAAGGAGUUACAGUGA
Ogataea angusta is the source of this 945-nucleotide messenger RNA. RefSeq lists its product as uncharacterized. Gene Ontology annotation, biological process: mitotic cell cycle; kinetochore assembly; protein localization to kinetochore. The record is from RefSeq and is a predicted model, not a curated record. The transcript has a single exon. Gene Ontology annotation, cellular component: nucleus; chromosome, centromeric region. NCBI's taxonomy places the organism in Eukaryota, Fungi, Ascomycota, Pichiomycetes, Pichiales, Pichiaceae. Bases 1 to 945 code for a protein of 314 amino acids.